CGACAUUGCCACCAGAUAGAUUACCACGCUGCGACAUCCCUUCGUCCGUCUCGACCUCUACCCCUGUUUGUUGUGGAGAGCUGAACAUGGCCGGAACUUCUCCAUCUCGGCCUUUGGCGGAAAAGAGUCCGCUGUCAGGGAAGCUCAACCAAGUCUUCCGGUUCGCUGCGCAGCGGGGCGCGGCCGAGAAAACGGAACCACCCCAGGCGAGGACCUCGGUCUACGAGCAAACUGCAAGGGAUGCCUACGAUGCCAGCUUCGAUGUCCUUAUGAUCAUCAUAGGUAAUGCCAUCUUUUUGGCCUUCUUUGAUUUUCAAUACGGCACCCACUUCUCGUGGGAGAUGGGGGAUAUUAUGGAGGAUUUAGUCUACGUGCUGCUAGAUAGCAUUGAGCUCGCAAAAAAGACCUCUGCCGAGGCCAAUGGGUUCCGUGAUGCACAUCUGAGGAUGAUGGCUGACUCCACCCUCUCGAUUGCGGAUCGAGAGGCGUGGAUUAACAGCCAGAUGCAGAUGGCUGUUUCUCAAGCGGAGAGCGCUCGCGUCAUAACCCAGCGACACAGGGCCAUUCUAACGGAGUUCCUUGACCUCUGGUUCCGAGUCUUCCAUGUUGUUGAGCAGCGUGUCGCUCAAGUGACGGACACGGCUAGUCCGGAUGCCUUGCUGAAAGAGCUCGAGGCGCUAUGUGGAAUGUCUGCCAUGGAUGCCAUUGGAGCCCUACUCAAGCCCGUGGAGGGGGUCUGCAUGAUCGAACGAUCCGCCGUUCCGGAGAAAUCAGCUUACUACUCGGUCCGCCAGACACCACAGGCCUUCGAUGCGGUUUUCGUGGACAUAAGUGAUAAAAUCGAAAUAAUGGACCGUGUCUGGGCGAUUACCCGAUUUGAAGCGAUCAAGAUUCAGAGUUAUCUGGAUGCUGCGCUGGCUCUUACGUUCCACCCGCCUCUCAUGAAUACAAGUCUCCAGAACGCAGCAGACAGUUAUGCGGAGAUUGCGGCAUACCUGAUCCCUUACGCCCGUGAAAUCCAAGCCUUGAUACACGACAUCUGGGGGGAGGACUUCGAGUUCUGAGCGACGUCAGCCCAGCCGUCUAUUACUGGGGGAGUUGAAUGCCUGUUGCUUGAUUAGUUUAGGGUGCAUGAGCUGAACCGCACCGGCAGGGAUUCUCUAGCUUGCAGAAUCAAUAAAUUGUCAGUGCGCGUGGGUGGCAAGUUUCAUGGUUAACAUUCACGCAGCCAGCCACAUCUAAGUGCAGAUUAAUGCUUGCUACCCGUACUAUGCCUAGAGCCAAUGAGAACGGCAGAUGGUG
This is a messenger RNA of Aspergillus heteromorphus CBS 117.55, 1302 nucleotides long. RefSeq lists its product as uncharacterized. Lineage: Eukaryota; Fungi; Ascomycota; Eurotiomycetes; Eurotiales; Aspergillaceae. The transcript is spliced from 7 exons. Bases 87 to 1064 code for a protein of 325 amino acids. The record is from RefSeq and is a predicted model, not a curated record.